This is a messenger RNA of Eurypyga helias (sunbittern), 398 nucleotides long. Its product is annotated as gamma-sarcoglycan-like. Bases 6 to 326 code for a protein of 106 amino acids. Lineage: Eukaryota; Metazoa; Chordata; Aves; Eurypygiformes; Eurypygidae. The transcript is spliced from 4 exons. The record is from RefSeq and is a predicted model, not a curated record. Gene Ontology annotation, biological process: cardiac muscle tissue development; heart contraction. Gene Ontology annotation, cellular component: sarcolemma; sarcoglycan complex.
CUGGAAUGGGACACCUGCGUGUUACAAAAGAAGGCCUCCGCUUGGAAGGGGAAUCAGAAUUCCUAUUCCCUCUUUAUGCCAAAGAAAUCCAUUCUCGAGUGGACUCAUCGCUGCUUCUUCAGUCUACUCACAAUGUGACUGUGAAUGCUCGCAAUUCAAAUGGGGAAGUCACAGGCAGAUUAAAUGUGGGUCCUAAAAUGGUAGAAUUCCAUGGUCAACAAUUUCAGAUCAACUCAAAGGACGGCAAGCCGCUUUUCACAGUGGAUGAAAAUGAGGUUGUAAUUGGCACAGAUAAACUUCGAGUCACAGGUGUAAGGUCGCAUUAAAACAGAUACAUCACAGUGUGAUUACUCUUUAAAUGGAAGAGCUGAUCAAAGGAAAUACGGAAAUUAUCCUGU